Messenger RNA from Cygnus atratus (black swan), 987 nucleotides. RefSeq names its product ALX homeobox 1 (gene ALX1). Gene Ontology annotation, molecular function: RNA polymerase II transcription regulatory region sequence-specific DNA binding; DNA-binding transcription activator activity, RNA polymerase II-specific. Gene Ontology annotation, biological process: positive regulation of transcription by RNA polymerase II; embryonic skeletal system morphogenesis; negative regulation of DNA-templated transcription. The coding region runs from base 1 to 987 and encodes 328 amino acids. NCBI's taxonomy places the organism in Eukaryota, Metazoa, Chordata, Aves, Anseriformes, Anatidae. The record is from RefSeq and is a predicted model, not a curated record. The transcript has 4 exons.
AUGAUUAUGGAUUUUCUGAGCGAGAAGUUUGCCCUGAAGAGCCAGCCGAGCAAAAACAGUGACUUUUACAUGGGAGCAGGAGGCACUUUGGAGCACGUUAUGGAAACUUUGGACAAUGAGUCCUUUUAUAGCAAAACGUCAGGCAGCAAAUGUGUGCAGGCCUUCAACCCUCUGCAAAGGGCUGAGCAUCAUGUGAGGCUGGACAGGACAUCACCCUGCCAGGACAAUAACGUGAACUAUGGGAUUACUAAAGUGGAAGGACAGCCUCUUCACGCAGAGCUGAACAGGCCCUUGGACAACUGCAACAAUCUCAGGAUGUCUCCGGUGAAAGGGAUGCAGGAGAAGGGGGAACUGGAUGAACUUGGUGAUAAGUGUGACAGCAAUGUCUCCAGCAGUAAGAAGAGGAGACACAGAACAACUUUCACCAGUUUGCAGCUGGAGGAACUGGAGAAAGUAUUCCAGAAAACUCAUUACCCUGAUGUCUAUGUACGAGAACAACUAGCUCUGAGAACAGAGCUCACUGAGGCCAGAGUCCAGGUUUGGUUCCAGAAUCGAAGAGCAAAAUGGAGGAAAAGAGAACGUUACGGUCAGAUCCAGCAAGCUAAGAGCCAUUUUGCUGCCACUUAUGAUAUAUCUGUUCUUCCAAGGACUGACAGCUACCCUCAGAUUCAGAACAAUCUGUGGGCAGGGAAUGCGGCUAGCGGUUCUGUGGUUACUUCCUGCAUGCUACCACGAGAUACUUCCUCCUGUAUGACACCUUAUUCCCAUUCACCCCGGACAGAUUCUGGCUACACAGGCUUUUCAAACCACCAGAACCAGUUCAGCCAUGUGCCCCUCAAUAAUUUUUUCACUGACUCUUUACUUUCUGGGACAACCAAUGGACAUGCUUUUGAAACCAAGCCGGAAUUUGAAAGGAGGUCCUCCAGCAUUGCAGUUCUACGGAUGAAAGCCAAAGAGCAUGCUGCCAAUAUUUCCUGGGCCAUGUAA